Molecule: messenger RNA, 1421 nt
Organism: Physella acuta
Lineage: Eukaryota; Metazoa; Mollusca; Gastropoda; Physidae
Cellular component (GO): membrane
Source: RefSeq, a predicted model, not a curated record
AACACGACGUAGCAACGCACAGCACAGUGUAAACAAACAGCUAGUGUGUUCCAAUGUAUGUGUGUAGUGGAGGUAGACCAAUAAUGAAAGUGAUAAAAAAGUGAAUUCACUAUGGCGUUUGUGAAGAGUUUUAAAGAUUCCUCACUUCUAUUGAAGGUGACGGCAUGUAUCCUGAUCAUCAACAUGGCCUUGGCCUGGGUGUCCUUUGUGACGGCCUCCUGGGGGGACGGGUACGGGGAUGACGCGACUAAGACUAAGAAAAUUAAAAAAGGUUACGGGCUGUGGAAGGAAUGCAGUGAUGAUGAAAUUGAAUCUGGUUGUGUUAACUUGACCGGCUGGAAUCUACAAUGGUACCGGGCAGUGCAAGCGUUUUCCAUCUUUGGCUUCAUGAGCGUCAACUUCUGUUUCCUGUCUGUCCUCUUGUUGAUGUUCAACCCCAGCUGUCACAAGCGGAAGUCACUCCAUCUGUGGGUGGCGGUUAUCGGACUUUGGUCAGCCAUCAGCUACACAGUAUCCAUCAUCGUGUUUGGGGUGGGGUUCGACUCGUCCUUCACCGACAGCUCACUGCCCAAUCAGUACCUGGAGUACGGGUGGGCGUUGGCCAUAGUAGUGGCCGUGUUCCAAGUCUUCGUCGGCCUCAUCAUGAUAAUCGAGUCCAGGAGUAUCGAUGCCAAGUUCAUGGACUUGUAGGGAGUAUCGAUGCCAAGUUCAUGGACUUGUAGGGAGUAUCGAUGCCAAGUUCAUGGACUUGUAGGGAGCAUCGAUGCCAAGUUCAUGGACUUGUAGGGAGUAUCGAUGCCAAGUUCAUGGACUUGUAGGGAGUAUCGAUGCCAAGUUCAUGGACUUAUAGGGAGUAUCGAUGCCAAGUUCAUGGACUUGUAGGGAGUAUCAAUGCCAAGGUCAUGGACUUGUAGGGAGUACCGAUGCCAAGUUCAUGGAUUUAUAAGGAGUAUCGAUGCCAAGUUCAUGGACUUAUAGAAGGUUAUUUCUGCCAAGUUCAUGAAAUUAUUAAUCGUUCUUUCUAUUUGUGUAUGGGUUCUUCUCCUUUAUGUCAAGUUCAAGGAUUUAUAAAUAAUUGUUUAUGCCAAGUAAAUGGAUUUAUAAACAGUUCUCCAUGUAUGUGUAUGUGUUCCUUGUUUUAACGUCGUUCUUUCUCUCCAUGUAUAUGGAUUCAUCAUCCCUUAUGUCUCGCUUGAAUUACAAGUUUAUGUAUUUAUAGCUAGGUCUUUCUGUCGAUGUGCAUAUGGGUUCGUCGUUUAAAUGCCACAUUCAUAGAUUUAUAAAUUAUUUUAAAAAAGCUCUGCGUUGUUCUGUGUGUAUGGGUUUCUACCGUUAUUUCAUGUUUACUUUAAAUUUUACUGUAACAAUAUUUCAGAGUUCCCAUGCCGUAUUUCGACAGGUUCGUAUGAAUAAAACAUCCG